UCUCUCUCUGUCUCUCUGAGAGAUAAGGAAGAGCGUUUUCAGCACCUUGGAGAGCGCCCGAAACAACCAACAUGGCUCCGAUCACAGCAAGCAGAGAAGAAUUUGAUGAAAUUCCAACGGUGGUUGGGAUCUUCAGUGCCUUUGGGCUGGUCUUCACCGUCUCUCUUUUUGCUUGGAUCUGCUGCCAACGCAAAUCGUCCAAGUCCAAUAAGACCCCUCCGUACAAAUUUGUCCAUGUGCUGAAGGGGGUUGACAUUUAUCCUGAGAACCUCAACAGCAAGAAGAAGUUUGGUGCAGAUGACAAAAACGAAGUCAAAGGCAAGUUGGUGAUGCCAAAGAGCUCUCUUCACCUUGACCUGGAGAAACGUGACCUGAAUGGAAACUUCCCCAAAACAAUCCCUAAAAUCCCAAGUUCCUCUGAUCUUGAGAACUUUACUCCAAAGCUCUUUCCAGAAAGGGAGAAAGAUUCAGUAUCCCCUGAUAGCCUGAAGUCCAUAACUUCAGUAUCUUCUGAGGAGAAACAAGAUAAAUUAGGGACUCUGUUCUUCUCCAUUGAGUACAACUUUGAGAAGAAAGCGUUCAUGGUGAACAUCAAAGAAGCGUGCGGCUUGCCAGCCAUGGACGAGCAGUCAAUGACUUCUGAUCCGUACAUCAAAAUGACAAUACUCCCUGAGAAGAAACACAAGGUGAAAACGCGUGUGCUGAGGAAAACCUUAGAUCCUGCUUUUGAUGAAACCUUUACAUUCUAUGGGAUCCCGUAUACCCAAGUUCAAGAUCUAAGCCUUCACUUUAUGAUCCUGAGUUUUGACAGGUUUUCCCGAGAUGACAUCAUUGGAGAAGUCCUCUUUCCUCUCUCGGGGAUCGAACUAUCUGAAGGAAGAAUGCUGAUGAACAAGGAAAUCAUCAAAAAGAAUGUUAGGAAGUCUUCCGGGCGCGGCGAGUUGCUGAUUUCUCUCUGCUACCAGUCUACAACGAAUACUCUCACGGUGGUUGUUCUAAAAGCCAGGCACCUACCCAAAGCUGAUGUUUCAGGAUUAUCAGACCCCUAUGUCAAAGUGAACCUCUAUCACGCCAAGAAAAGGAUCUCCAAGAAGAAAACCCAUGUCAAGAAGUGUACCCCUAAUGCGGUGUUCAAUGAACUUUUUGUCUUUGACAUUCCUUGCGAAGGUCUUGAGGAGAUCAGCAUCGAGUUCUUGGUUUUGGAUUCAGAUAGGGGCUCCCGGAACGAAAUCGUUGGCCGCUUAACCUUGUGUGCCUCGGCAGAGGGAACGGCUGGAGAACACUGGAAGGAAAUCUGCGAGUACCCUAGGAGACAGAUUGCCAAAUGGCACGCGCUGUGUGACGGCUAACGGCCCCACACGAGGUUGGACCGAACUUCCAGACGAAAAUCUUAUAGGCAAGGAUCCGUUUUCUUUCUUUGCAAUGUGUAAUCACAGGCUUGUAACGAAAA
Heteronotia binoei (common prickly gecko) is the source of this 1450-nucleotide messenger RNA. It is a transcript of the gene SYT4, whose product is annotated as synaptotagmin 4. Gene Ontology annotation, biological process: calcium-ion regulated exocytosis; regulation of dopamine secretion; vesicle fusion. Gene Ontology annotation, molecular function: phosphatidylserine binding; SNARE binding; calcium-dependent phospholipid binding. The coding region runs from base 72 to 1349 and encodes 425 amino acids. Lineage: Eukaryota; Metazoa; Chordata; Lepidosauria; Squamata; Gekkonidae. Gene Ontology annotation, cellular component: membrane; axon; synapse. The record is from RefSeq and is a predicted model, not a curated record. The transcript is spliced from 4 exons.